Molecule: messenger RNA, 888 nt
Organism: Eleginops maclovinus (Patagonian blennie)
Lineage: Eukaryota; Metazoa; Chordata; Actinopteri; Perciformes; Eleginopidae
Product: odorant receptor 131-2-like
Exons: 3
Coding region: 40-888 (282 amino acids)
Biological process (GO): detection of chemical stimulus involved in sensory perception of smell; G protein-coupled receptor signaling pathway
Cellular component (GO): membrane
Molecular function (GO): olfactory receptor activity; odorant binding; G protein-coupled receptor activity
Source: RefSeq, a predicted model, not a curated record
GUCAGAGACACGUUCACCUCGGCGUUCGUUAAGAACCUGAUGGUGGUUCUGGUCUGGCUGCUCCUCAGCUACAUCAACUGGAGCCUGGUGGCCACCUUCUUCAGACACCAGACUUUUUAUGAAGACCCUCGCUACAUCCUCUUCAUCCACAUGGUGAUCAACGACGGCGUCCAGCUGACCGUCACCAUCACGCUCUUCAUCCUCAGCUACGUCUUCUACCGGAUCAACGUGUCCUUCUGCUGCUUCUUCAUCCUAGUGGCCGUCUUCACCACCAGAAACACGCCGGUCAACCUCGCCAGCAUGGCCAUCGAGCGCUACAUCGCCAUCUGCGAGCCUCUCCGCCACCCGGAGAUCUGCACGGUGCGGAGGACUUACAUCGUCAUCGGGAUGAUCUGGUUUAUUUGCGCGGCUCCGGAUAUCACCGAUCUGUUCGUGACGCUGGCCACCGAGUCCAUGAGCUUCUUCCACGAGUCGGUGUUCUGCUUGCGGCAGAACGUGUUCAAAGACCCGAUCCUGGCUCAGAAAAGACUAGCCUUCGAUAUCAUCUACUUCUCCGGCGUGUUCCUGACGCUGGUCUUCACAUAUUUGAGGAUUCUGUUUGCAGCCCGGGCCUUAUCCACGGAGAGAACGUCGGCGAAGAAAGCCAGAAACACCAUCCUGAUUCACGGGGCCCAACUGGCCAUGUGCAUGCUGUCCUACAUCUCCCCGAGCGUGGAGAUCGUCCUGAGGCUGAUCUUCCCGGGACGGGUUCUGGAAAUCAGAUACGCUAACUACCUGAUCGUCUACAUCCUGCCCAGGUUCCUGAGCCCCUUAAUCUACGGGGUCAGAGACAAGAAGUUCAGGAAGUACUUCAGGACCGUACUUUCUGUGCAACAGGUGCCAGGUUGA